AUGACUAUCUUUCCGGCAGACAAUCAGGGCAUCACCAAAGCUAUCGUGAAAAGCAAUGAUUAUGGCAAUGGUCCCAUCAAGUAUCCUCUCUGGUUCGGUGGCACUUCAUCCGCUCUCGCAGCGCUGUUCUCUCAUCCGCUCGACUUAGUCAAGGUCCGACUACAAGCACAACACCAUCACGGAGCUCUUGACAUGGCUGAGACAUUUCAGCAUGUCUACAGAAGUGAAGGCAUUACUGGACUGUACCGUGGCAUAUCGGCAUCGCUCCUGCGUCAACUCACAUAUUCCACUGCACGCUUCGCAACCUACGAAAAGCUCAAAUACAUGGCCGAGAACGACGGCGUCAAAGCUCCUCAUACUCUGCUCGUCGGGCUUGCUGCAAUUUCUGGAUUAGUUGGUGGUCUUGUUGGAAAUCCAGCGGACAUCUUGAACGUCCGCAUGCAAAAUGACGCUGCUUUGGUCCCUGCUGAUCGCCGCAACUAUGGAAAUGCCGUUCGUGGAUUCAUCACCAUCGUCCGAGAGGAAGGCUGGAAGCAAAGUGUCUUCAGAGGCAUGGUCCCCAAUCUAGGAAGAGGUGUUUUGAUGACAGCAGGACAGCUCGCCGGAUACGAUGUGUUCAAGAUCAAGAUCUUGGCCCAUACUGAGAUGCAAGACGGCACCAUGACACACAUCGCAGCCAGUACUCUUGCAGGUCUUGUCGCAACAACACUGUGCAAUCCAUUUGACGUGUUGAAGACGCAGAUCAUGGCCCAGAAUGAACGUCUCGGCAUGUGGCAUACAGUCAAGAAGGUGCACAGAGUUGAAGGACCGAGAUGGAUGUUCCGUGGAUGGCUCCCUGCUUUCAUCCGACUUGGGCCUCAUACUGUUGCGACAUUCCUCUUCUUGGAACAGCACAAGAAGUAUUACAGAAAGCACUACGCGGAUUAGGUGGUUUGGCGAUGGCCCUGAGAUGGCGGUCGAAUGUCCUCGAGUCUGGUCGAAGUAUCCUAGACCGGAGCAACUUUGCUCCUAGAUAUACAAUAUGACCUGUGUGUUCCUCUAUGAUUGAGAGUAGCCCUCCAUGUGA
This is a messenger RNA of Aureobasidium pullulans EXF-150, 1066 nucleotides long. RefSeq names its product mitochondrial carrier. Gene Ontology annotation, biological process: succinate transmembrane transport; phosphate ion transmembrane transport; malate transmembrane transport. The transcript is spliced from 2 exons. The coding region runs from base 1 to 927 and encodes 308 amino acids. NCBI's taxonomy places the organism in Eukaryota, Fungi, Ascomycota, Dothideomycetes, Dothideales, Saccotheciaceae. The record is from RefSeq and is a predicted model, not a curated record. Gene Ontology annotation, molecular function: succinate transmembrane transporter activity; malate transmembrane transporter activity; sulfate transmembrane transporter activity.